AUGGGAUGCUCUCGAAGUCACUAUGAGGAGCUAAAGAGUAAUCGAAGCAUUGUAAAGCAGUCCUCUGCUCGAGAGCUACUUCGACCCCACUCCUCCAAGUUAGUCGGCACCAAUCGCGCUCAUCAUCGCCUUUGUGUGCUGGUGGCCACACCGCUGACUCCCUUUAGACAGUACCACUGGGCUUGGAAUCUCGUCAUGCGUGAAAGCAUUCUUGAAAAUUCCAGUUACUGGCACCUCCGAAUUGGGGCAGCGGUGGGUCCAGUGCAAACACUCCAUAGACGUUUGAGCCCAAUUUUGCUUCUUCGCGAAAUUCAGCACGCUAAGGCGAGCGCGGAAUCUGUUGUCAACUCUGUUGCUCAUCCUGAAACGUCUCGCGCUUCCACACGACGGGUUCACUGGGAAGCACUCAGCUCAGCA
Molecule: messenger RNA, 417 nt
Organism: Hydatigera taeniaeformis
Lineage: Eukaryota; Metazoa; Platyhelminthes; Cestoda; Cyclophyllidea; Taeniidae
Source: the annotation of a GenBank genome assembly